UAGCGCGCGGUGACGCAGCCGGCGCGCGGCCAAUGGGCGGUCGGUGACGCCGGUCGGUAGAAAGAGCCCAGAGCGCGGAGCGGGGACGGGGAGCGGCCGCCGCCAUGUGUGACUUCUCGGAGGAGCAGACCGCGGAGUUCAAGGAGGCGUUCCAGCUCUUCGACCGCACCGGGGACGGGAAGAUCCUGUACAGCCAGUGCGGGGACGUGAUGCGGGCGCUGGGCCAGAACCCCACCAACGCUGAGGUCAUGAAGGUGCUGGGCAACCCCAAGAUCGAUGAGAUGAACCUGAAGACGCUGAGCUUCGAGCAGUUCCUGCCCAUGAUGCAAACCAUCGCCAAGAACAAGGACCAGGGCUGCUUCGAGGACUACGUGGAGGGGCUGCGGGUCUUCGACAAAGAGGGCAACGGCACCGUCAUGGGGGCCGAGAUCCGCCACGUCCUCGUCACCCUGGGUGAGAAGAUGACGGAGGAGGAGGUGGAGCAGCUGGUGGCCGGGCAUGAGGACAGCAACGGCUGCAUCAACUACGAAGCGUUUGUGAGACACAUCUUGUCAGGGUGACGCCGCAGGGAGCUGGUCCGGAUGGUGCUGAGCGGCUGAAGACCCCUCGUGUCAUCGUGUGUGUGUCCCUGUUCCCCACCACCACCCCCCCAUCACUCUGGGUUUUGUGCCUUUUCCCUCAUUUUCCUGCCCCUGUCACCAAGCCCCCCCCACAGACCCGCCCCCCCCCCCCCCCCCCCCCGCCGCUGGCCCCACCGGCUAAGUUAUUGCUCCACGGCAACCAAUAAAGUUGGAAUAGUGA
This is a messenger RNA of Tyto alba (common barn owl), 801 nucleotides long. RefSeq names its product myosin light polypeptide 6. Lineage: Eukaryota; Metazoa; Chordata; Aves; Strigiformes; Tytonidae. Gene Ontology annotation, cellular component: myosin II complex. Bases 105 to 560 code for a protein of 151 amino acids. The record is from RefSeq and is a predicted model, not a curated record. The transcript has 7 exons. Gene Ontology annotation, molecular function: structural constituent of muscle; calcium ion binding.